AAUGGCAGCCAGCAGCAGUCCUCGUCAGGAGAGGAGGAACCAGACCUCAAAACAACGUGCGCGGCCAGGGUCCCCUUUAUCUCCACACGGCAGGGAGGCGUAUCCUUUCCCCCCUCUGCGCUCCCCUUCACAUACCACUCGCACUCUGCUUCUCUCUCCCCCUCUCUCUCUCUCUCUCUCUCUCUCUCUCUCUCUCUUGCUCCCUUUGCCUUUCGGCUGAAGCUAAGCCACAACCUGCUCCAGACGACGCCCUGUCGCCCAUGAGACUCCCGAGUCCACCGCGCGCCUGUUUCGCACGAGACGAAGCCGUCGGGCUCUCGUUAAUGUAACGUCAGGCUGCGCGCGCGAGCUGCAAGACGCGUCACUUCGGCGAUAACAGGGAGGAAAAAAAAUAAAGGAGGAGGAGGUGUUUGGAAGACGUCUGCAGCGGGAAGGAAAAGGGAUCCGCAUCUGAGAUGGCUGAGGUGUCACAAGAGGAGAGACUCCAGGCCAUCGCUGAGAAAAGGAAGAAGCAGACAGAGAUUGAAAACAAGAGGAGGCAACUUGAUGACGAUCGACGGCAACUUCAGCAUCUUAAGUCAAAGUCACUGAGGGAGCGUUGGUUGUUAGAUGGCGCUCCGGCGGAAGAGGAGACGCAGAGGCGUCUGCAGGAGGAUGAGAUGAAGACCAAGCUUCUGGAACAGGUCAUCCUCAGGCUGGAGCAAGAAAUUGAAGAACUGGAGACAGGGGUGCCAGCUAAUAAAGGUGUGGCCAAAGAAAAUGGUGAGAACGGAGUAGUGCAGACCUCUGGCCAGACCCCUAAGAGAGAGGUAACAGGGGUCCAAGCCAAGCUGCUGGGCCCCAGUCCUGAUCAAGCCAGUGAGGACAACCCGGUCACCCUGGUCUUCAUGGGCUACAAGACCGUCGAGGACGAGAAGGAGACGCACAGCGCCCUGGGCAUGGAGGGCGUGGACGGCAACGUGAAGGCCGAGUUUGUGGUGAUCGAGGACGGCGAGGGGAAGGCGGCGGACGCGGCCACGGACGAGCAGGCCCCGCCGAACGGCAGCAUGGCGGAGAAAGAGAAGGCCAACGGCGGCGGAGAGGAGGGAGAGAAGGAAAAGGAGAAGAAACAGACCUGCAAAUGCUGCACGGUCAUGUGAGGUGUGUGUGCGUGAGUGUGUGUGUGUGUGUGUGUGUAUGUGUGUGUGUGUGUGCGUGUGUGUGUGUGUGCGUGCGUGUGUGUGUGUGUGUGCGUGUGUGACCGACUGUGUAUGGGUGAGUACACACCUGCUCCUGUGCAGAGCCGUGUGCCAUUGCAUGAGUCCAUAUUUGCAAACGUAUGUAGCUUUUGUGUUCGUGUGGAAGUGUGUGUGUCAGGACUGAUUUACAGCUACACAGCCGAUAUCCCAACAAUGAGAGCCGACACGAGCUCCAGCUCCGAGAACCACAAAGACUCAUAAGUACACUUUACUCUAUAUACUUUCUCUGUAUUUGACUUUUGAUUUCUAUUGAUAUUUUUCUAUUUUUCUGUCCUGACCUUUAUAUCGUAGCCUACUCUGUGUGUUUAUCCUGAUUAUGAGACUGUGUACUGUAUGUUCAUCGUUCUUAUGGUUUUAAAAAAAAA
This is a messenger RNA of Fundulus heteroclitus (mummichog), 1603 nucleotides long. It is a transcript of the gene palm1b, whose product is annotated as paralemmin 1b. Gene Ontology annotation, cellular component: membrane. NCBI's taxonomy places the organism in Eukaryota, Metazoa, Chordata, Actinopteri, Cyprinodontiformes, Fundulidae. The transcript is spliced from 7 exons. The coding region runs from base 456 to 1139 and encodes 227 amino acids. Gene Ontology annotation, biological process: regulation of cell shape. The record is from RefSeq and is a predicted model, not a curated record.